AUGUUCAACCUAGAAAAUAGAAGAAGAUCCAAGUCACUUGAUGAUUUGAUUCCACAUGGAGAAGAAGCGUGUACAACCACUCCUAUUGUUAAAUUUAAAAGAAGGCACAGUCUAUGCGCAGAACCAAGAAAGUUGGAUUAUAUAAGACUUGCCAAUAUCUAUGGUUGGGUAUACGAUGCUGAUACUGAAGAAAACAAACCCCCUAUCGAAAACGAUCCUCAUGUAUUCGACCUCGUCUCCAAAGAUUCUUCACAUUUUAUUCAUUACGGCAAAAGCGACACCACUGUCACUUCAGCCACAGUCGAGAAACUAGUGGAGAAAUUAACUCGUGAAAUGGACAAUGAUUUUUUGAUGGACUUCUUCUUGACUUUUCGAGAAUUCAUUACACCCAUCAAACUCUGUAAACUAUUGAUACUUAGAUUUCGUUGGGCCUUGUUAGAGGAGAACGAUGAGCGAAGUCUAGUUCGUAUAAGAACCUUUGUCGUAAUUCGUCAUUGGUUAACACAUUAUUGGACUUUUGAUUUUACAGUAUCCAGAACGCUUCGAUUUAUGCUCUGUACCUUUCUAACUCAGUUACAAACACACACUGUCAUCCUUGCUUCACCACGCGAUGAACGCAUCAUCAAAAAUCUACGAACCGUCCUAAAAAAACAACGUAAAUUUUAUAAAGAUUGGUCCAAUCCAUCUGGCUCUCCUUCACGUAAAGAUAGUGCUAUCGCUAUUUCAUGCUUCCAUCCAGAGGAAGAAACCUGGACUGCAAAAGUAAAAAACUCACUUAAAAGAAACGUAGCCACAGCAUCAUGUAGUUGUAAAAUGAACAAUUCGGUCCAAAACUGCAUAAUACAUACACCCCUCAUCAGUGGCAAUCGCCUCUUUUUUUCUCGCCAUACCCCGUAUAAAUCAAUCCUACUUAAAUAUCGAUCUGAAAUCAUUGCCCAACAGUUUUGUAUCAUUGAAAAAACUAUGCUGCAAAAAGUCACAUGGGAUGAGCUGGUUGAAUUAAGGUGGAGAAAGAGAUCGUCCAAGAGGCAAUCAUUUAUUAUCGACUUGAAUGAUACAAGUCAAGGAGAGAAUAUUGGUGUCGAUCAACUGAUCGGUUAUUUUAAUAUGACAUGUCAAUGGGUGGCAUGUGAAGUUGUCCGUUCACACCAUAUGGAGACCCGUGUUAAAGUGAUCGAAAAACUCAUUCGUAUCGCACUGAAAUGCUACCACCACCGUAAUUAUAGCACACUGAUGCAGAUCUUGCUAGGAUUGCAGUCUCCUGCUGUCACACGUCUCGAAAAGACAUGGCAAAAGAUUGAUCACUGUCAACUCGAAUUAUUUAACCAGCUCAAAGAAAUGGCAAAACCCUUUCGAAAUUGGAAAAAUGUGCGUGACUGCAUGACUAAAGCGACUGAACAAGUGGCAGAGUCAUUUGCUGUAGAAAGUGUAUUGACCAACAGUGUAGAAGAUUUGCAUCAUACGGAUGGAGGUUGUAUCCCAUUUUUGGGACUCAUCUGUCGUCAAACAUGUGCUGGCCUUCCAAGUCCUUUCGCGAGCUUACGACUUCAAGUUACAGGCAACAUUAAAUGCACACUUAUUAUCCAUGUCUUUAUUGGAACCCUCGCAGAUUCGAGAAUCCAGCUUUUUGUGCGAAGAAUAAAAAAAACUACUCCCGACUUUUAUUAUUGCUACUAG
Messenger RNA from Mucor mucedo, 1677 nucleotides. Its product is annotated as ras guanine nucleotide exchange factor domain-containing protein. Gene Ontology annotation, biological process: Ras protein signal transduction; positive regulation of GTPase activity. The coding region runs from base 1 to 1677 and encodes 558 amino acids. Gene Ontology annotation, molecular function: guanyl-nucleotide exchange factor activity. Gene Ontology annotation, cellular component: plasma membrane. NCBI's taxonomy places the organism in Eukaryota, Fungi, Mucoromycota, Mucoromycetes, Mucorales, Mucoraceae. The transcript is spliced from 8 exons. The record is from RefSeq and is a predicted model, not a curated record.